AUGAAGGCGACGGGAGAAUUUCGGGCCUUGCUGCGGAACCUGAUGGAUUCAAGUAAUUUUACACUUUUAGAAAUCUCGUAUAAUCACGCCGGUAGUGAUUUCUCGACUGAAUGGAAAACCAAUUCGAAUCGUAUCUGGGGCUACUUCCGCGUGCAUCCCCAGUACUGGUCAGAUCGUAUCAAAAAGUUGAGAGCGUCAGGGGCCAAUACUUUGGAGACCUAUGUCCCUUGGAAUCUGCAUGAACCUCAACGUGGAGUGUUCGACUUUGGUAAUGGGACCUUUGACAUGUCUCAAUUUCUGGAUGUGAGACGCUUCAUUCAAAUGGCACGCGACGAAGACCUUUUAGUAAUUUUUCGACCGGGCCCUUACAUAUGUAGUGAAUUUGAUUUUGGAGGCCUUCCAAGUUGGCUCUUGGGUGAUCCUGAACUCAAAGUUCGAAGUUCAAACGCAGCUUAUGAAGCCCGAGUUAAAAUAUACUUUGAUGCAUUACUUCCCCUCGUAACGGACUUGCUAUGGUCGAACGGAGGACCAAUUAUGAUGGUUCAAAUUGAAAAUGAAUAUGGUGCAUUUGGAACGGAAGAUUACCCACAUCUCGAGUAUUUGAAAUCCCUCAUGGAGCAGGCAGGAAUUAAUGAAUUAUUCGUAACGUCAGACUCUCCUCUUACCGCGGGGGAUAAAGGAGCUUUGCCUGGUGUACUUCAAUCUGCAAACUUUUAUGACGAUGCAUCCGGUCAACUUGCCGCUUUAUUGGAAUUGCAACCAGACAAACCUGUUCUGGUGAUGGAAUAUUGGAGUGGAUGGUUUGACCAUUGGUACGAACCGUUUCACAAUGCGCGUCCAGUAGCAGUUUUCCAAGAAAAUCUAGAAGUCAUCUUUAACAAUUUCAACGGGUCUGUAAACUAUUAUAUGUAUCAUGGGGGGACCAGUUUCGGCUUUCUCGCUGGAGCCAAUGUGAUCCCCUUCUUUCCAAACUAUCUGCCAGAUGUGUCCUCCUACGAUUACAAUGCGCCACUGUCAACGGUCAAGUACAAAGCAACCCCCCAAAUAAUGUAGCCCAGUUGGCGACUGAUUUCGGCUAUUGGACACGUGCCACGCAGCAACAAACUUUAAGACUGGACAGCGUCACUGUGAGAAAUGUUGAUCUUUUGGUGGAAAAUAUGGGCCGAGUUAAUUUCGGGGACCCUUCCAACUUUGAGUAUCAGAAAGGUCUACAGGAAGGAAACAUAGUGAUUGAUGGUCAAUUAAUGACACAGAUCGAAACGAUGGCUCUAGAGUUCAAGUCAGACUGGGUGAAAAGUUUGACUGGAUGGACGCCAAUCGAGGGGGCGGUGACUGGCCCGGUGCUUAUUCAGUCUACAUUUGAAGUGGACAACCCGACGGAUACUUGGCUCAAUAUGCGUGGUUGGCAUAAGGGAAUCGUAUUUUUGAAUGGCUUCAACCUUGGGAGGUAUUUUAAAAUUGGACCUCCACACACGCUUUAUGUGCCAGCACCACUACUUAAAAUCGGGACAAAUACGAUUACGAUCUUUGAGCAGUACCAGCCCGAUACUCAAAUUACCUUCUCGGCUACUCCAAUUCUUGGAAAUUUUCAGCUUUAACAUAAAUUAUUACUAGUCCAAAAUAACUUCAGCAAUCAUUUCUAGUGAUAUUUAACCCACUUUGGCAUACUUUUGGUCAAUAAUUAAAUUUAUGAAAAUUGGCAUAGUUUGACUUGUAUCUCAAAAACUUACUAACUAAACGCCCCCCGUAAUUUGAUUAUAGAUUAUUUAUCUACUAAAAAUUAUACAAAUUUUAAGCUAUGAUACAUAAAAUUAUUAGAGUGUGAAAAACACUAUUUCACUGUAUAUCUAUAUAAAUAUGUACCUAUAAAUAACUCGGCUAAAAGUGAUUCGCCAUUAAUUUUUGGCUUAGCAAUUUUGUCUGAUAAAUUGCCAGACAAAUUGCAGAACUACUACAACAUAGGUAUGUACCAGACGCUGGACAAUACAUA
Folsomia candida is the source of this 1990-nucleotide messenger RNA. RefSeq names its product beta-galactosidase-1-like protein 2. NCBI's taxonomy places the organism in Eukaryota, Metazoa, Arthropoda, Collembola, Entomobryomorpha, Isotomidae. Gene Ontology annotation, cellular component: vacuole. Gene Ontology annotation, molecular function: beta-galactosidase activity. Gene Ontology annotation, biological process: carbohydrate metabolic process. The transcript is spliced from 11 exons. Bases 1 to 1053 code for a protein of 350 amino acids. The record is from RefSeq and is a predicted model, not a curated record.